UCACGUGUCCCAGCGGGGCGGAGCCGGUGUCUCCUGGCUUCCGUCACGUCCGGUUCUCUGUCAGUCCUGAGCGAGAGAGCACGGGGCUGUUAGGAAGCAGGAGCGGAGCAAUGCCUAAAUCAAAGGAACUUGUUUCUUCGAGCUCUUCUGGCAGUGAUUCUGACAGUGAAGUUGACAAAAAGUUAAAGAGGAAAAAGCAAGUUACUUCAGAAAAACCUGUAAAGAAGCAAAAGACUGGUGAAACUUCAAGAGCCCUGUCAUCUUCCAAGCAGAGCAGCAGCAGCAGAGACGACAACAUGUUUCAGAUUGGAAAAAUGAGGUACGUCAGUGUUCGGGACUUCAAAGGAAAAGUCCUUAUUGAUAUUAGAGAAUAUUGGAUGGAUCCAGAAGGUGAAAUGAAACCAGGAAGAAAAGGUAUUUCUUUAAAUCCUGAGCAGUGGAGCCAGCUGAAGGAACAGAUUUCUGACAUUGAUGAUGCAGUAAGAAAACUGUAAAAUCAGAGCCAUAGAAAACUUGUAACUGGUCUAGUUGUUUUAAUCUGUCUUUUUACAUUGGCUUUUGUUUUCUAAACGUCCCCCCGCCCAAGCUGUUGUAUAUUUGGAUUGCAAAACAAUUUGUAAGAAUAUGUUUUUUUAAUGUGCAUUAUUAAAAACGAUCUGAAUGAAGCUCCUUGUCAACUUCAUUGAGGAGGAUGGCUUUGUGCCCACAACUAGUGUAAAAUAAAAUCAAGGAAUACAGUCUUAACUGUUGUGCCCUUCUUUGAUCAGAAGAAUUGGUACAGUUUAAUUAAGGCCAAAAGGUUAUAGACCUUUGAAUUUCAACCUUUUACAUUCAAAAGGAUUUGUAUUGUAUUGAAUUUAUAAACUUUUGAUUUGUGAAUCCACAGUUGCUGUGUUUUCUUCUACACAAAUGUCCAUUGACUCUUCACUGUCCUUUUUUAUCUUCAUUUUCUUUGAAUAACUUGUGUUCAAUUUUCACCUUUUUUGUUCUUGAAUAUAUUAUGCUAAUCUGGAAAGUCAGUGAAACUCGAAAUGUUAGUUAUCUAUCUCAAUAAGGUACUUGUAAUUAAAAUGCUAUAUGGAAACUACAAUCACUAAUUCUACUGUAUUAAAUAUUAGGAGAUAUAGUUUGAUAAACACCAUGGCUUGUAUGAAAACUCUGAGCAAGUGUGUGUCAUUACCUGUAUUGUUCUGUGUGAUAGUUAUCUUACUCUUUAGUCUGCAGAGGAUGAUGGCUUCUUAGGUGUCUGAUUUAUUUUCACUUACUGAACAUGUUCACCAUAGGAUGAUGUCUAUAGAACCAGAAAUUGUUAAAUUAGACUAGGAUUUAAUAAAGAUUGUGAAAGCUUA
Messenger RNA from Artibeus jamaicensis (Jamaican fruit-eating bat), 1349 nucleotides. It is a transcript of the gene SUB1, whose product is annotated as SUB1 regulator of transcription. Lineage: Eukaryota; Metazoa; Chordata; Mammalia; Chiroptera; Phyllostomidae. Gene Ontology annotation, cellular component: nucleus; transcription regulator complex. Gene Ontology annotation, biological process: positive regulation of transcription initiation by RNA polymerase II. Bases 111 to 494 code for a protein of 127 amino acids. The transcript has 5 exons. The record is from RefSeq and is a predicted model, not a curated record. Gene Ontology annotation, molecular function: transcription coactivator activity; DNA binding.